AUGAACCGACUUGGCUUUGGUGAUUUUCAUGCUGCCCACUUUAGCCCACAGCAAGUUGAACAGUGGAAACACCUCUUACAAAGAAACCUUUAUCCAUCAUGGCAGCCAUAUCAGGAGCAGCAGCAACAACAACAAUACCAGCAAGAGCCAACCAUGAAUGACGCAAUGGAGGAAGAGGUGGAUCAACAACAAGACAUUCAAGACGAUCAAGAUCAGCACCAUGGGCUAUCCAAGGAAGCUAUUGAAAUAUUUCGAUUCUCUGAAGCAUAUCGUAAAGAACGCGAAGCAGCUGAGCGAGAACAAGGUGGGGAUGAGGAUGAGGAUGAGGAUCAAGGUACCUUUGACGAUGAACCCUAUAUCUGCAAUGGACUACACAAGGGUGGUAUUGAGACACCAGCAAAUCGAUUGAUCCAUAUUGAUACGGAGGCCGAGUACAGUGAACAAGUAGUGAUACAAGAGCGCUUUCUAGAUGCAGAGUAUAUCAAAGCAUGUCAAACUAAAGAUAGCCCUGUUGUAUUAUGGCCAGUAGUGCCUUUACGAUGA
Molecule: messenger RNA, 543 nt
Organism: Lichtheimia ornata
Lineage: Eukaryota; Fungi; Mucoromycota; Mucoromycetes; Mucorales; Lichtheimiaceae
Exons: 2
Coding region: 1-543 (180 amino acids)
Source: RefSeq, a predicted model, not a curated record